This is a messenger RNA of Arabidopsis arenosa, 1028 nucleotides long. NCBI's taxonomy places the organism in Eukaryota, Viridiplantae, Streptophyta, Magnoliopsida, Brassicales, Brassicaceae. The record is from the annotation of a GenBank genome assembly.
GUUUGUCACAAACCCAACAAAGUUGACCUAAACCCUAAGACGAAACCUCAAAUGGCGAUUAUCUCUGAGGUGGAAGAAGAAAGCAGCAGCAGCCGACCCAGGAUGUUGCCGUUUAGGGCAGUACUCGAUUCUUCAGACCCAUUAGGGUUUUUGGAGAAAGUUUUCGACUUUCUUGGAGAACAGAGCGAUUUUCUCAAGAAACCCUCCGCAGAGCAGGAGAUCGCCGUCGCGGUUAGGGCGGCGAAGGAGAAGUUGAAGAAGAAAGCUGAGAAGGAGAGUGUUAAGCCUGUGGAGAAGAAAGCUGAGAAGGAGAGUGUUAAGCCUGUGGAGAAGAAGGUAGAGAAGGAGAGUGUUAAGCCUGUGGAGAAGGAGAGUGUCAAGCCGCCGACUAUGGCUACUUCAAGUGCUGAGCCUAUGGAAGUGGAGAAGCCUAAGGAGGAGGAGAAGAAGGAAUCUGGUCCCAUUGUUCCUAACCAAGGUAAUGGAACUGAUCUUGAGAACUACUCAUGGGUCCAGAAUCUCCAGGAGGUUACAGUUAACAUUCCAGUGCCUACUGGGACUAAAGCACGGUCUGUUGUAUGUGAGAUUAAGAGGAACCGUCUCAAGGUUGGUCUCAAAGGCCAGGAUCCAAUCAUCGAUGGGGAGCUCUAUCGAUCUGUGAGGCCUGAUGACUGCUACUGGAAUAUCGAGGAUCAAAAGAUGAUUUCGAUUCUGUUGACAAAGCAUGAUCAGAUGGAGUGGUGGAAAUGCUGUGUGAAAGGUGAACCUGAGAUAGAUACUCAGAAAGUUGAACCAGAGACCAGUAAAUUAGGUGACCUUGACCCAGAAACUCGCUCGACUGUUGAGAAAAUGAUGUUUGAUCAAAGGCAAAAGCAGAUGGGUCUUCCAACAAGCGACGAGCUACAGAAGCAAGAGAUUCUCAAGAAAUUUAUGUCUGAGCAUCCAGAGAUGGACUUCUCAAACGCAAAGUUUAACUGAUGCUCGUAUCGUCUGGUCUCCCUGCCUAAAAAGAAAAACCAUUUUUGCAU